Messenger RNA from Sinocyclocheilus rhinocerous, 735 nucleotides. Its product is annotated as selenoprotein N-like. Gene Ontology annotation, biological process: calcium ion homeostasis; skeletal muscle fiber development. NCBI's taxonomy places the organism in Eukaryota, Metazoa, Chordata, Actinopteri, Cypriniformes, Cyprinidae. The transcript has 5 exons. Gene Ontology annotation, cellular component: endoplasmic reticulum membrane. The record is from RefSeq and is a predicted model, not a curated record. The annotation marks the transcript as partial.
CCCGAUAACAGAUGUGGAUUAGCUGAGAUUUGUUUUCUGUUGCAGGAGGCAGGAUUGAAGGCGCUGGGAGCAGACGGACUCUUUUUCUUCUCAUCCCUAGAUACCGAUCAUGACCUCUAUCUCAGUCCAGAGGAAUUCAAACCUAUUGCAGAAAAACUCACAGGUGUGGCACCUCCCCCAGAGUUUGAAGAGGAGAUACCACAUGAUCCGAAUGGAGAGACGCUGACCCUGCAUGCUAAAAUGCAGCCGUUACUACUGGAAAGCAUGACUAAGAGCAAAGAUGGCUUUCUAGGGGUUUCACACAGCUCUCUUAGUGGGCUGAGAUCUUGGAAACGUCCAGCUGUUCCUUCAUCCACGUUUUAUGCCAGUCAGUUCAAGGUCUUCCUGCCACCCAGUGGUAAAUCGGCCCUGGGUGACACUUGGUGGAUCAUUCCCAGCGAACUGAACAUCUUCACCGGCUACCUUCCCAACAACCGCUAUCAUCCUCCCACACCACGAGGCAAAGAGGUACUGAUCCACUCUCUGCUGAGUAUGUUCCACCCGCGGCCUUUUGUGAAAUCCCGCUUUGCUCCACAGGGGGCUGUGGCUUGUAUACGGGCUGCUAGUGAUUUCUAUUAUGACCUUGUUUUCAGAAUCCAUGCUGAGUUCCAGCUAAAUGAUGUUCCAGGCUUUCCAUUCUGGUUCACUCCUGGGCAGAUUGCUGGUAACAUCAUCCUCUCCAAAGAUGCUUCUCAC